Molecule: messenger RNA, 960 nt
Organism: Oldenlandia corymbosa var. corymbosa
Lineage: Eukaryota; Viridiplantae; Streptophyta; Magnoliopsida; Gentianales; Rubiaceae
Source: the annotation of a GenBank genome assembly
AUGAAGAAUUUCAGUUUCAUUUUAGCCCUGUUCCCGAGUUUACUACUUGUUGAUCCGUUUGCCAUCAACCCUAAAGCAUUCGGCCCUCUUUCGAGUUCCAAUUCGUUGAAGAGAUGCAAGUUUGAUAAAAUCUAUCAACUUGGAGAUUCAAUUUCAGACACUGGAAAUCUUGUCAUUGAGAGUCCAUACGGAAGUGGGUUCUUGUUCAAUCAAUUACCUUAUGGAGAAACCUUAGGUAAUCCUACAGGACGCUGUUCUAAUGGACUCCUAAUGAUCGACUACUUUGCAUCGUCCGCCGGUUUUCCGUACCUGAAUCCUUACCAGAAAGUUGGUUCAGAUUUCAGCAAAGGAGUAAACUUUGCUGUUGCCGGUGCUACCGUCUUGUCAUCAGAGGCCUUAAUGGCUAAAGGAACAGUGUCAAGAGAUGGUGAACAUUCACUCUUUAUGGUUGGAGAGAUUGGCGGUAAUGAUUACAAUUACGCGCUUCUCGGAGGUAAAAGGGUAGAAGAUUUGAACAAUUUGAUCUCAGAUGUUGUUCAUAGCACAGCUGAAGCAGUUAGGAAAGUGAUCAGUUUCGGAGCUACUAAAAUCUUUGUUCCUGGAAAUUUCCGGAUUGGUUGCCAUCCAAUUUAUCUCAGCAUCUUUCAAACAAAUGACUCGACAUCAUAUGAUUCGAAUGAGUGUUUGACCUACUUGAAUGAGUUUGCCGCUUCUCACAACGAAGCUCUACAAAAAGCCAUCGAACAACUGAGGACAGAGUACCCGACCACUUCGAUUGUUUAUGGAGAUUACUACAAUGCCUAUUUGUCACUUUUGCUUGGUGCAGAAAAGUUCGGGUUCCAACAAACACUGAGAGCUUGCUGUGGAAGUGGCGGGAAGCACAAUUUUUCGAUUCAUAAACUAUGCGGGAUGAAAGGAGUUACUACUGCUUGUCCAAAUCCAGAUACUCAUACAAGUUAG